AUGACUUUAACUGGAAGCUGCAUGUGUGGUGGCGUUACUUACGCUGUCGAAGCUGACACAUAUACGGCCGCUCUGUGCCACUGCACCGACUGCCAGAAGUGGUCUGGCGGUGCAUUUACCUCCAAUGCAGUCGUCCCCCGCACCAGCAUGAAAAUAACAAAGGGUAAUAUUAGACAGUGCACCUCCCACUACGAUCAACUCUUAUAUCUGACUCCUACCUUCUACACAGGCACUCCCAAUUCCUACGAUGCAAUUGGAAAUAGUGGGAAAAUCAAUAAGCACUUCUUCUGCCCGACCUGUGGCUCAAAUCUCUAUACAGAACUGGAGAUCAUGCCUGAUAUGACUUGCAUCAAGGCUGGAACUCUGGAUGGAGGAGAGGCAAAUCUUAAGGGAAAGAUUGAUGUCGAAUUCUAUAUCAAGGAUCGUCCGGCUUACCUUGCUCCUGUUGAGGGUGCCAAGCAGGAGCAAUUGCUGGGUUGA
Penicillium coprophilum is the source of this 480-nucleotide messenger RNA. Its product is annotated as GFA family protein. The transcript is spliced from 3 exons. The record is from RefSeq and is a predicted model, not a curated record. NCBI's taxonomy places the organism in Eukaryota, Fungi, Ascomycota, Eurotiomycetes, Eurotiales, Aspergillaceae. Gene Ontology annotation, molecular function: carbon-sulfur lyase activity. Bases 1 to 480 code for a protein of 159 amino acids.